This is a messenger RNA of Lucilia sericata (common green bottle fly), 4681 nucleotides long. Its product is annotated as protein eva-1-like. Bases 2067 to 4643 code for a protein of 858 amino acids. The record is from RefSeq and is a predicted model, not a curated record. Lineage: Eukaryota; Metazoa; Arthropoda; Insecta; Diptera; Calliphoridae. Gene Ontology annotation, molecular function: carbohydrate binding. The transcript has 12 exons.
ACGGGCUCAUUGGAUACGUUGACAUCGUGACGUCGGACAAAAACGUAGCUAUGACGUAGAUUGUCUGUGUGGAUAUAUUCAAUAUAAAUUGUCUUCGGUUUUUGUGUAUGAAUAUUUAUUGUUUUAAAGCAAAACAACAAUAAUAACAACUAUCAAUAAAACUCAAUUAAGGAUACGAGAAAAGAAAAACAACAAAGUGAAUAUUUAGUAAAUGUACGUAAGAAAUAUAAAAAGCGAAGAAAUUAAAUUUCACAAAGUAUUGGAAUCUGUGAAAGAAGUGAUUCUUGUGUUUUGGUUUGGUGUUUUUAUUAAAUCGGUUGUGUGAGUGUAUUUAAUUUUUUUUGGACCGUGUGGGUGGAUGCGUCUGAGCAAGUGUGUGUUCCGUACGUUUAUAAGUAAAUCUGUGCCUUUGAUUUAGUUAAACACUGUAACCACAGAUGCUGUUGACACGUAUCAAGGCCGACGUGAGUGGUACUCUGGCAAAUGUGGUGCGCGCGGGUUCGUGACGACUUGACACUAUUUUUAAAUUGCACACACGAUAAAAGGAAGACUCCACAUACUCUUAUUACAUGCAUCAACGACCAGCAGUUGUCUUUGCAAAUAUAUUUUUUUUGUAAUGAAAUUGUAACAUUUCGCUUGUGUAUUUGUUGUUGCUUAUUUUUCAUAUUUUCUGCGAUCACUAAUGUUGAAAUUUUAUAAACGACAUCAUUCAUGCAACCUUCCCCCUCCGUAAACCAUUAACGUGAAUGAGUGGUUGUGUAAAAGUGUUGCUUGCAUAUGCGAAACAUACUAAAUAUUUGCGAGAUAAAAGCAUUAUAACAUUUUCGAGUACUUAGUGAAAGAAAUAUUAUGAAGAUGUAACACAUUUUAGCGCUUCUCCCACAUUAGUCCCCACAAAAAAACUCGUAUGGAAUUCUGAGUAUGCGAAGUUUGUGCUAAAAACUUGUAACCCUACACAUUUAUAAGCGUAAAAUUGCAACACAUAUGGAUUAUAUAGUACUUUAACUUGUACAAACCUACUCCAAAAAGUAAAAUAAUAUUUGUAUAUUUAUGUAAAUUUUAUUCAAAAUAUAUGAAAAAGAAAAAAUAAACGAAAGAAAAGAAAACAAAAUAUUUAUAAAAGGAAAAGGAAGUUUCAAGUGCAAAUAUUGUGUGCAUAAAAAAUGUAAAUAUUUCAAUUGAUAUUUAAAUAUUUCGAGUAUUCUUAACGAAUCAUAAAGUGUUUUAAAUACAAAGAAAACAAAAGAAACGUAAAAAAGGAAAAAGUAAAUGAAUGUAAAAGAAAAACAUAAGUUUGUAAAUGUGCGAAAAAAGUUGUUCUCAAAGAUAAAUAAGUGAAAAAUCCUUUUUUAAUAGGUUUGUCAUCGACUUCCACUUUUUGAAUAGUGUACACAGUACCUAAACACACACAGACAAACGCACCAAAACUGGGCACGUGACACCGGAGAGUGUGCUAAAAUAUUAUGAUUUACAUGUAAUCUCCACAAAUGUUUGUCUACUUGGGACUUUAAUGCGAAACGUAUGCAAUGUAGAAUUGUUUUAUAAAUAUUAUUACAAUUAAAAAAAAAAUAAAUGCAAAAACAGAAACAUUUACACAACAACAACAGAAACUGUAUAAUGUGAAUGAGAAAUGAAAUAACAAUGUAUACAGGAGAAAAUAGAAUAAAAAACAACAACAAUUCCCACUACAACAACAACAAUAAUAUUAACGGUUGCAAAAAGUUUCAACUAAAAUAAAAGCUACAAAAAUUAAAAAGCAUAAAAAAUAAACAAAAGCUACUUCAACAACAAUAACUACAACAAAAACGGCAACAAACUCAAAAAUACAAUAACAACUGCAACUACCACUACCAAAAGAAAUCAAAACAAUAUACAACAACAAAGUAUCAGCAACAACAAAAACAUCACUACGUCAACAUCAGCAGCAUCAUUGUGAAAGAGAAAAGUAGAACCAACGACAACGAUUGUACGAGCAGCUUACAGUAUAUAUUGGUGUUGCUGUUAAUGUUGUUGGUUUCGUCUACGACAACAACACCAACAAUAACAGCAAGAAUUGCGAGUGCAAUAUGGCGACAAAGUAUCAUCCCGGAAAGACAGUCCAACACUUGCUGCAUCACAACUGGCAUCAUAUGCUCUCCGUUUGGCUAACAUUUUGGAUAUUUUUUAUUUGCACACUGAAUCCUGUCUUACCAGAAGUUAUUUACCGUGUGGAUCCUUUGGCUUUAUUGGCAGCUACACUUAGAACGUAUCAACGGGCUGGCUGUGAUUCAGAACAACUGUCGCUUAGUUGUCCACGCGGUACUAGUAUCUCAAUUGAAUUGGCACAGUAUGGCCGAGCAGGAGAUCUCACCGACCACAGUCUUUGUCCGCCAAUAUCCCCAGAAGAUUUAACUACUACAGGCAGUAGUAGCAGCGGUGGAAUCAGCAGUUCUAAUACUGAUGGCAGUAGUGUUGGUAUUAUUGGUAGCAGCGGCAGUACCGAUGUCAUACAUAGUGGAACACAAAUCGAAGUUAAGCCUCCGGAACUGUGUACUGUAAGCGGAUUACAGUACACAUUGUUGCAAACUGUUGUCGAUGCCUGCCAAAAGAAACGACACUGUAAAUUCUCUGCCAACUCAAAGCCUUUAGCGAGUGGAGAUCCCUGUGCUGGAAUAAGGAAAUUUGUUGAGAUUGCAUAUAAAUGUCGUCCAUAUGAGUUUCGUUCGAAAGUAGCUUGUGAAAAUGACAAAAUGCCACUUGAAUGCAAUCCUUAUUCAAGGAUUGCAAUAUACAGUGCUUCCUUUGGCUACAUAGAACGCGAAAGUGUACAAUGCCCGCAUAACAAUUCACAAAACGCUCCAGACACAAAUGCUAAACAGACCUGCCUGGUUUCUUAUGCCACGGAGACUGUUAUGCAAAUUUGUCACGGGCGACGACGUUGCUCUAUAACUGCGGAUGCUGGUACUUUCGGAAGACCCUGCAAAAACGAUAUACCCAUGCAUUUAAAGGUCGUUUAUACUUGCAUACCACGUAAAGUACUUAAGGAUCGCUAUGAAACUGCACCGGAACCAGAUGAGCCACAGCAAACUGAAUUGGAUUUAGAUCAAGAUGAACUUUACGAUGAGGAUCAAUUUUACAAGGAAGGCGAAGCUAUACCACCGGCACCUAAAUUACAAGGGGCCAUACCAAAUUCUGGCUUUCCCUAUGAUUUCAAUAUGCGUUCUAGCGAGCCCACAACAACACUAAUGCCAUCGAUACUCUCACGCAACGACAACUCAUUGGAGGAUGAUCAUAAUGAUGGUGAUAAUGAUGACGAAUACAAGUAUAAUAAUGACAAGGUUGAUGUUAACCAUGAUUACGAUGAUAAUGAAGACAGAAUUGACAAUGAUGAGGUUGAAUCAUCAUUAUUCAAUAAAAUUAACUCAACUCACAAACUGUCAAAAAUAUUCUUCAAUAAUGAAUUAGAUUCUCCUGAAACUACAAUAAUUUUCUCAUCAACGACAAGCUCAAGUUCUGAGAAUUCUCAAACUGAUGGUGGAAAUGGCAGUGAUGAUGAUGAUGAUGAAUUAGCAAUAUCCCCUCAUUACAUUUAUCGCAAAAGGUGUCAAAUGGUGGAUGACUGGGGUACAAUUGGUUUAAAUUGCACUGAUGAUGACAUUAUCAAAGAGCGUGUUGUCGUCAUUGGUUUCCUUGUCAACUGGAUGAAAGCUUUUAUUCAUAUUAAAAAAAAUCAAGAGCAAUUCUAUCUGUAUUUAAUCAUAUCUGUCGCUAUUGGCAUGUUGCUGUGUCUGACUCUGGUAAUUGGUCGACUGACCCUCCAGCGAAGGCGUUCUUGCCGCAAAAAUAGUCUAUCGAGCUGUAGUAACAACGAGAAAAAUAGCAGUGAUAAAAUGGGCAGUACCGGCGGUAUUGGUGGUGGUGGUGGUGCUGGUGAUAAUAAUAAAUUUCAACAUGAGCCAACAGCACGUGAAACACAAUUAAGCGGCUCCUUUGCAGAUGAUAUAUCUGACAUUGAUGCAGACAUUGACUUGACUAGUCCAAUGCCAGUGCCAAGUCUUUCAACGAGAAAUGAGACCUACAUGACAUAUGCCCCAAUACCAAAUUGUACAUACGGCUCAUUGGGCGACCAUUCAUCUACAAAUUAUGGCACAGCAACAACGAUGCUCAUGCCUUCAACAUCUCAACACAAUAGUUUAAUGAUGCCCGCAGGACACAAUAGCAAUAACAGCAGUGGCAAGCCAAUAGGCUGUCCAACAGUGGUCGGAAGUAGACAAACAACGCCACCUCCACCUGGCUCACUUUACACCAGCAUGGGAGUCUGUUCGCCAUCCGUUAGUGGGACAAUGACAAUGGGUCCUCACAUCCUUACACCUUCAAUUUUAAGUACAGGAUCUAAUCAAAAUAUGGGCGGCCCUUCAUAUUUAAGUGGAACGAUAAUGGUCCCAGGCCAUCAUCAUUCGCAUACAGGAACAUUACGAAGACAAUUAAUUCCGACUAGUAUGGGAAUGAUGAACACUCCUCAGUCAUCAUUAGUGGGCGGAAAUACAGGUCCACAUUCAAUGGUGGGAGUACCGACAUCAUCCAGUGUAUACUACGACAGCACAAUACCCCGACAUCUUAACCGAGGAGUGUCGGCAGAUAAUACACAAUACUUUUACGGAUGACAUUCAUUAAAUCGUAAAGCUUCGUUACCAAUUGCAAU